Diversispora eburnea is the source of this 207-nucleotide messenger RNA. The record is from the annotation of a GenBank genome assembly. Lineage: Eukaryota; Fungi; Glomeromycota; Glomeromycetes; Diversisporales; Diversisporaceae.
AUGGUUUCUGCAACAACCAAUAUAACCACCAAUACUUUUACCCUGAAUAAAAAAAAAAUCUUAUUGUCUUCUUCGAGUUCAAAGAAAUUAAGUGAACAUGAACUUAAUACUAAACUCACUGAAAUAUUUAAUAAAAUAGGAAAAUUAGAUAUUGCUCAACAAGUAAGGAAUCCAAGAACUAUACGAUUUCUUAUUAGAGUAUCCUGA